AAGUUGCAUUUGUAAGUUGAAAUCUUUGCAAAAGCUUAUUCUCUCAGGCUGCUCCAUAUUUGAAUGUUUUCCGGAAAUUUUGGAGCCAAUGGGAUCAUUAAGAUGCCUCUAUUUAGAUGGAACAGCCAUAAUGAAUUUACCCUCCCCAAUUGAAAAUUUGAAGGGGCUUUCUAGCUUGGAAUUGAGAAACUGCAAGAGAAUUCAAGGAUUGGCAGAACUGAUCUCAAUUAUAGACAGUUCAGGUUCACAUUUACAAUAACUGAGGAAGCUAUAUCUAACUGGUUGUGGGAUGGUCGACAUCCCCGACUGCAUCGGCUACUUGUUCUCACUAGAAGUAAUAGAUCUAAGUGGAAACUCUUUUUGUCACCUACCUCAUAGCAUCAGAAUGCUCACAGAGCUGCAAUACCUCGGUUUGAGGGAUUGCAAGUCGCUACGUUCAAUAACAGCACUUCCACCCCAGUUGACAAAAUUAGAUGCAGAUAACUGUUUCUCACUCCGAUAUGUGUCAAUAAUUGACUCGACUAUAGUUGAGGGAAAAAUUUUUGAAUUCCUUUUCACUAAUUGCAGAAACUUGCAUGCAAUUGCAAAGCACAACAUCAUGACAUAUGCGCUAACAAAAUUUCAGCUUUAUUCAAAAAGAUUGCACAAUCAGAUGCCUUCUGUGCGAGCAGGGGAAUCUGGUUUUUGCUUCCCUGGAAGUAGUAUUCCAAAGUGGUUCAGCCAUCAAAGUUGGGGAUUGUCCAUGACAAUCCAGCUGCCUUCACAUUGGGCUAAUAGUGAGUUCUUAGGUUUUGCCCUGUGUGCUGUUAUUGCUUUUAACAACCAGAGCACAAACGACCUUGGUUUCCAAGUUAAAUGCAGAUACCAUUUCAGAAAUGAUCAUGGUGACUGCAACGAUCUCUACUGCUAUUUUGGUGGUUGCUAUGGUAGGAAUUAUUGGGAGGGAGAGGAUUGUGGAACAGCUCAUACAUUCUUUGGGAUUGUGGAACAGCUCAUACAUUCUUUGGGUAUGAUCCCUUUGUGGAUGUUACAAGAGAUGAUUGGUUUGGCAAAUACAGUAUGGUCCACAACUGAGGGUCCUAUGCGUUACGAUGAGGAAAACAUGGUACCUAUUGUUUCUUGGUUAAAAUCCAGUGUGUUGAAAUUGAAUGUAUUUAGACAUCGCCACUUUGGGUGUUUCGACGUGAUUGAUCAGAAAGAGCUAGACCUUCUUACCUCGGAGAUCAUUACAGAUAAGUCACAGAAACACCAUGAUAUGGAAGAACUUGUCAGCGCAUGUCAAGUCAACGAGUUUAUUUGA
Molecule: messenger RNA, 1300 nt
Organism: Hevea brasiliensis (rubber tree)
Lineage: Eukaryota; Viridiplantae; Streptophyta; Magnoliopsida; Malpighiales; Euphorbiaceae
Product: disease resistance-like protein DSC1
Exons: 3
Coding region: 290-1300 (336 amino acids)
Source: RefSeq, a predicted model, not a curated record